Messenger RNA from Guillardia theta CCMP2712, 2787 nucleotides. RefSeq lists its product as hypothetical. Gene Ontology annotation, biological process: potassium ion transmembrane transport. Bases 1 to 2787 code for a protein of 928 amino acids. Gene Ontology annotation, molecular function: voltage-gated potassium channel activity. Gene Ontology annotation, cellular component: membrane. Lineage: Eukaryota; Cryptophyceae; Pyrenomonadales; Geminigeraceae. The record is from RefSeq and is a predicted model, not a curated record. The transcript is spliced from 13 exons.
AUGGCUGCUUGCAAAGGCGAAGGGGUUUACAUCGACUUGCCAGCAUCUCAGUUUCUGAGGAUCUUUCGUCUCUUCCGAGUGAUGCGUCUAGAAGGAAGGUACCUGGAGGCGUUCACAGUUUUUGACGAUAUCUAUCGCGAAAAUAAGGUCUUGAUAUUCAAAUCAGGAUUUGUAGGAUCAGCUGUAUGGAUCAUCUUGUCAGGGGCAAACUGGAUGGCGGAAAGAAACAAUCCAGCGAUGGAUGGACGUUUCACAAGCAUCGCCAGGUCCGCAUUAGGAAAAGUGAUUGCAGUGUUCACCUCCGCAAUAGCAUGCGCCGUCUUUGGAAUCUUUACGGGCAUAUUUGGAAACGGCUUUGAGGAGCAUGCGGCUAAGAAAAAGAAGCAGGAAAAGAAUGAUGAAACUGAAAUAGUUUCUGAACCAAUGUUGUGCGGAGAUAUUCAAUCUGAGGCUUUCAGAUUUCUCUAUGGUUAUACCGAUGCAGGGCGAAUGUAUGAGAAGGCGAUGAUCGUGGUAAUCUUGUGCAAUGUUCUUGGUUUUGUGAUGGACUCGAUGCAAUACAUGCAUCGGUAUGAAAGUUUGAUGAAAUGGUUUGAUAGAAUUGAAGACGUGUCAGUGAUUGUCUUCACUCUGGACUAUUUCUUGAGAUUCUAUGCUGUCGGUGUUCGUCCCGAUUACAGCGGCUUCUUUGGGCGAAUCAAGUACUUUGGAACGUUCUACUCUAUCGUGGAUCUUUCAGCUAUUCUUCCAUUCUUUCUCUCAACGUUUGACCUCUGGCCCUUCGAGGUGAACAUCUCGUUCGUCAGAUCUCUCCGACUCCUCCGGAUGCUCAAGCUAGAAUCUUAUGUGAAAGUCUUCACCAUCUUCGACGAUAUUCUUCUCAACAACCGAGAUGUGUUGGCGGUCAGCGGCUUUGCAGCAACAGUAUUGUGGAUAUUCUUCUCCUCUGUCAUGUAUCUGCUAGAGCGCAACAACCCCAAGUUGGUGGCGCCGGACGGGAAGCACUACUAUGCCUCUAUCCCCGAUGCCAUGUGGCCAACGCUGCUCAAUUUGUGUGGUGAGGUCCCGCUCUGCGAUUACUCGCCCCUUGGCAAAGUCAUAUCUGGAGUGAUGGGAGUGCUGGCUGUUGGAACGUUUGCCAUCCCCAUAGGCAUACUUGGAAACGGCUUCGAAGAGUGGGCGACAGAGAGAUACUCUAAGAAAGACGAGGAUGCCAGCCAGCAGCAAGAGUCUCAUAGCCAAGAAGAAAGCUUUCUUUUCCCUAUUCGGCAAUUUGUAGAAGGGAGAACAUUGCUAGGAAGCAUUUUUGAACAGAUUCUCUUCUACCUUAUUUUCGCCACUGUCUUCCAACAGUCUAUGGAAACAUUGCCAGACUUCAGCAAGGAGCAUAAACAUCUGUUAGAUCAUAUCGAGCUGAUUUCCGUCUGCAUUUUCACGAUUGAAUACAUCCUUCGUCUUAUUUCAGCACCUCUAGAUCCAUUGUUUUCCAGCAAGAGGUUUCCUAGAAUGCGAUUCAUCUUUUCCUUCUAUGCCAUUAUCGAUUUUCUCACCAUUGCCCCAUACUACUGGUCGCUCCUGUUUCCGGGAGGACUUGUGGACAAAUAUGACGAGGCCUUGCGAAUGCUCCGUCUGCUCCGACUGCUGAAGAUGGACAAGUACGAGAGUGUUUGUGUGCGUGCGAUAAGUUCCUUAGUCUUUGCUGCAGGCUUUGCGGCGACAGUUUUCUGGCUUAUGUUUAGCACGUUGAUGUGGAUGACGGAGAAGAACAAUUUGCUGGAUCCCACUGAAAAUGGAGUGACAAUGGCAAAACGCUACAAGGAUGUCCCUUCUGCCAUGUCCUACACGUUGAUACAUCUUUCUGGAGACUAUCCCCUUAUCGACUACACACUCGCGGGGAAAUUUCUUUGCUUCCUCAUGUGCUUGUUUGCUGUGGGAAUCGUAAGCAUCCCCUCGGGAAUCAUUGCAAAUGGCUUCACAGACGUGGCUCUCAAAGAGGCUGAAGAUCCUGUUUACCUCAAUGACGGCUCCUUCGCCUCCAAGAUUCAGAUCAUGCUGUCCCCGGACGAUGACACAGGUGUCUGGUUCGACAACCUCAUGCUUUAUUUCAUCGGCUUCGAUGUUGUCUUGAUCAUCCUUGAGUCUGAUCCAGCGAUGAGAGUUCAGAUCGGUGACGGCUUCUUCGCUUCGCUGGAGGGAGUAUGCGGGAUGCUCUUUACGGUCUUGUAUGUCCUGCGAGUGAUUGCUGCUCCUUAUGAUCGGAGGGCCGGGUUCUCACGGAUGGGCUACUUGACCUCCUUCUUUGGGACAGCUGACAUGUUCGCUUUCCUUCCCUUCUACCUCGAGUGGUACUGGGCAGCUUGUGGCAUUUCGUAUGACUUUGCGCUUCCUCGCUUCCUCCGCUUGCUCAGGGUGCUGCAAUGGGAGCACUACACUGAGGCUUUCACGCUGAUCGACGACGUCUUCCGCGCCUCCAAGGACACUCUCAUUGCAACGUCUUUCCUCGCUCUAAUCAUCUGGGUCGGUUCCGCCUAUGGCUUCUACCUCCUCGAUCGUGGAAACCCAGCUUUAGGUGGAGCGUUUGACAACAUUCCUUCCUCGCUCUACUUUACAGCUAUCUUCCUCAGCGGCGAGUGGGGACAGGUUGACUUUUCUCCCCUCGGACAGGUGCUGGCGUGCUGCUUGGUGGUGGCAGGGAUUGGAUUGUACUCCAUACCCGUAGGAGCUCUCUUCGAUGCUUUCGCUGAGGUGCUGGAGGGCAAGGAGAAGGAGAAGGAGAAGGAGGACUAG